ACAAAAAUAAAUAUAAAAAUUGAUAAAAAAUAAGUGACAUUGUAGGAAUUGUGUAUAAAGUACAUGCGAUAAAAUUUUUCCUAUGAACCGCAUCAAAAAAGGGUUCCAGGAAUGCAUACAAAAUAAUUAUAUUAUAUACGCCAAAAGUGUUUAAUUGCAGCAAGUUCCUCUAAAAUCGAGCCGUUUAAAUAUCAAUAAAAAAAUUGCACAAAACAAAUACACAUACAGCAAUAAAAUCCAAUAAAAAACGUGUGCAAAAUCCACCACACAUCAUUAAAAAUUCUAAAUCACCCGUUUACAUCGUGAAAAUGUACGCGCAUCAAAGCAAAAUGCCGACGGCAGGUCGUAACUGUAACGUGCUAAUCUGUGCCAUAGUCGUCGCGUUCACUUGUUGCCUCACACCGCCAACCGUACGCGCCGUGCAUCGGUAUGAUCAAACGCCCGUCGAAGCUAGCCCUUACUACCGCACCUCCGCAUCGGGUGAAAUGAUCAGUUCAUCGGCGAUGACAAGUGAUGCAUUUCCGCAUCAUAAUCGUUGUGAACCGAUUACGAUUUCCAUAUGUAAAAAUAUACCCUACAAUAUGACAAUAAUGCCGAAUUUAAUUGGUCAUACGAAGCAAGAGGAAGCCGGUUUGGAGGUACAUCAAUUUGCGCCGCUCGUUAAAAUCGGUUGUAGUCCCGAUUUGCAGUUAUUCCUUUGCUCUUUGUAUGUGCCCGUUUGUACGAUACUCGAACAACCGAUACCGCCGUGUCGUUCGUUAUGUGAAUCGGCGCGUAUCUGUGAGACACUCAUGAAAACGUAUAAUUUCAAUUGGCCGGAGAAUUUGGAGUGUUCGAAAUUUCCCGUUAGUGGCGGUGAGGCUUUGUGUGUUGCCGAGAAUACGACUUCGUCGACGCCGACACCGACGCGUAGCAUACCGAAGGUGACGCCGCGCAAAAAUUAUGCAGACAGUCCGCAUCGUAAUAUCGGUUUCGUGUGUCCGGUUCAAUUGAAGACACCCCAAGGAAUGGGUUAUGCGCUAAAAGUUGGUGGAAAGGAAUUACGCGACUGUGGCGCACCGUGUCAUGCCAUGUUCUUCCCGGAAAAAGAACGCACUGUACUCCGCUACUGGGUUGGCUCGUGGGCGGCUGUCUGUGUGGCAAGUUGUCUAUUUACGGUGCUGACCUUUCUCAUUGACUCGUCGCGUUUUCGCUAUCCGGAGCGUGCCAUUGUUUUUCUCGCCGUUUGCUAUCUCGUCGUGGGUUGCGCGUAUGUGGCCGGUUUGGGCGCGGGCGAUUCGGUGGCGUGUCGUGAGCCCUUCCCGCCACCGGUGCGUCUAGGGCGGUUGCAGAUGAUGUCGACCAUAACGCAGGGUCAUCGCCAAACCACCGCUUGCACGGUUUUAUUUAUGGCGCUGUACUUUUGUUGCAUGGCCGCCUUUGCUUGGUGGUCGUGCUUGGCGUUCGCCUGGUUUUUAGCCGCCGGCCUCAAAUGGGGUCACGAGGCGAUCGAAAAUAAAUCGCAUUUAUUUCAUUUGGUCGCCUGGGCCAUACCGGCGUUGCAGACAAUUUCGGUGCUGGCAUUGGCCAAAGUUGAAGGCGACAUACUCUCCGGCGUUUGUUUCGUCGGUCAACUGGAUACACACUCACUCGGCGUCUUCCUCAUACUACCGCUCUGUAUUUAUCUCUCCAUCGGCGCACUCUUUUUACUCGCCGGCUUUGUAUCGCUCUUUCGCAUACGUACCGUUAUGAAGACAGAUGGCAAGCGUACGGAUAAAUUGGAGCGUCUCAUGAUGCGUAUCGGUUUUUUUUCAGGACUUUUCAUAUUGCCGGCGCUCGGUUUUCUCGGCUGUCUCUUCUAUGAGUAUUAUAACUUCGACGAAUGGAUGAUACAAUGGCAUCGCGAUAUUUGCAAACCCUUCUCCAUACCAUGUCCGCAGUUGCGCCAGGAUGGUUUGGAAUCGCGGCCCAUCUUCCAGAUUUAUAUGGCCAAAUAUUUGUGUUCAAUGUUGGUGGGCGUUACGUCGAGCGUGUGGUUGUAUUCGGGUAAGACGAUGGUGAGUUGGCGUAACUUCGUCGAGCGGCUGCAGGGGAAGGAUCCGCGUACGCGUGCUCAGGCUUAUGUUUAGUUUAGUUUAAUUAUUGAUAUCGUCAACAUUAUUAUUAAGGCAUGUAAGAGAGUGUGUGUGCUUGCAAAUUUCUCUUUGCAGUUGUUGCGUGAGUGAGUGUAAUAUGUGUUUGAGUUAUUUUUUUGAACUUUUUUUUAUUUUUGAGCAUAUUUUGUAAAAUAUUUCAUUAAAAAUGUUAGUGUAGUAUCCCAAGUCUCCUAAAAAUUACUUAACACAUAUAGAUAUAUAAAGCCUUGUUGUUUAUACCAACUGCUCAAUAGCUUAUUUGCACUCAAGUGAAUUGAGUGAAAGCCAAAAUGUUAGGUUAUAUGACAAUUAAAACUACUUAAGAAAUGAGAUUAUUAAGUAAUAUUGCUGCUUAUGCUUGUAUGUGUGUGUUUGAUAAAUUUUUGUAUUGAGUGUUAUUUAUGCAGGUGUGUGCUAUUUGUAAUAAUUAUUUGAGUUUGUAAUAUAGUUGAGUGUUUUAGCCAUUUUUCUGAAACUUUUGAGUGCAAAUGUUAAAAAAGUAUAGUGUGUUAAAAAGCUCAGCGAUUUCCAAAUUUUAUAAAAAAUAUGAAAAAGUAAUCAAAAUUAAUUUUUAAGUCAAAUUUUUGUGUCUAAGUGCUUCAAUUGUACGUAUUAUUAAUAUAAUGUAUUUUACUUUUGAUUUUGAUUGUGUAAAAACUUAACGGAUAUAUUUAGUUUGUAGUUGUAAAAGCUUUACAUGUGCCCUAAACAUAGUUGUAAAGAAGUUAACUUUUAAUAUAUUAUUCCACAGACAGAGAGAGAAGGCAGCUGAGAAGUUCGAAACAUACAAAAAUUUGGAAAAUUGGCAACAUAGCCAAGUGCAAAUUGAAAAGCGUUUAAAUUAUAAAAGGUCUUUAUACAUUUUCGGCAAGAAAUUUAUUUUUCUUAUUUCCACGUAUAUGUUAUUCCAGAUAUUUUAUUCUUAUUUCCACCUAUAUGUGAUCGAGAGCCUAAAUAGCGCACCUGUCGGAAUUGCCGGCAUAGAAAAUUGUAAUGUAAGAAGCAAUAGGCUCUUUUAAGAGACCCUAGGCGAGCAUUAUGAGCACUCCAUUUGUCAGAUAACACCAAAAUGAUUAAGAAAAGCGUAAUUAGUAAUAUGACUUUUUGCAGAAAUAACUUUCAAUACUGUGUUUCACAAGUUCAUAAAAGUCAAUAAGCUCUUUGAAGGGACUCAAAUAAAUUUUACAUAUCUCCAUUUGACAGAUAACCAAAAGUAUAAGUAUUCUAAUUUUUUUAAGAAAUAAUUUUCAAUACUGUGUUUCACAGGUUCAUAAAAAUCAGUUGACUUUUCGAAGGGAAUCAAAGGGAUUUUAGAUUACUCUAUUUGUCAGAUAACACCAAAAUAGCUACAAAAUUAUAUAUACUUAUAUAUAUAAUAAGUAUUAUUCCAAUUUCUUCAAGAAAUAACUUUCAAUACUCUGUUUCACAAGUUCAUAAAAAUCAAUAGACUUUUCUGUUAGACUCAAAGAGAUUUUAAAUCGCUCAAUUUGUCAAAUAACACUAAGAUACCCACAAAAAGUAUAAAUAAUUGUAUAAUCCCUUGGAGAAAGCACUUUCAGUAAUGUGUUUCACAAGUUCAUAAAUUUUAUUAAUUUUGAUUUAUAAUAUAGCACUGAGAAGGAAGGAAGAAAUAUUAACUGGCGGAACCCAGAUAAUGACUUUGAGGAACCCUGCGCUGGUUUUUCCAUACAAAUAUAUAUUUUUUUGUUUUUUGGGAAUUUUCCACCAAAUUAGUACCAGUGCUGUAUUUGCUGAUUGGAAUGUGGAAGAAAACUUUAAAAAUUUCAAAAAAGAGGUUUCAGACUCGUUGGACCAUUUCGAGAUUAUUAUAUAGAGAUAUAUUGACUAUAUUUUCGGACCUCUUUUAUUGAUAUAUUGUAUUUUUGAAUUACACAGCGAAAUAACUGAACCAAAAUUUAUCGACUUUUUAUUUAGAUCGGUCUUAAUAACGUUAUAAUUUUCCAAAAUAAAUAAUUAUUGCAAAAACUAUUAAUUAUAUUUCGUGUAAUUUUCCUCCAAUCAAAUCUUCAGACGAAAUUUAUUUUAUUAAUAAUUUUUAAAAUUCUCUAAACUGCCUUCUCUUAAAAAUUAAGCCUAAAAACUCGAAAAUAUAAAGUAAAAAAAUUUCAAAAUACAAAAAAAACUGCAACUGACUUUCUACUACAACAAAGAACCAUAAGAAAAACGUCCUCCAUGUGCUAAAUAUUUAAAAAUACAAAAAUAAAAAAAUAAAAAUACUAAGAAUUAAGCAGAAAUGUUUUGUUAAACUAGAAUUAAGCUGGUACAGAAUAUAAAAAAUAAAAUAUUUAAGAGAAUUAUUUUAAAAUAAUUUUCUCUUUAGGAAAUAAGCUUGCAUGUUAAAAUUUAAGCGCGACAAAAUAAAAAUAUUUAAAAUUAAAAAAAAAAAUAAUAAAAUACUAGCCUGUAAAAAUUAAAUAAUUUAAAAUAAAAAUAAUUUGUUGUAUAAAAAGGAAAAUUCACUUGAUUUUUGCAGCAAUGACGUUAUAGUCAUAAUUUUAAGUUUUCCUCGCUCAAAAUAUUGUAAAAAUUGCAUAAUAUAUUAAAUUUUACAAUAAAAAAAUCAACACUUUUUUGAACAACAGGCACUUUUGAUAGCUGAAUUUUUUAAAUUAUUA
Molecule: messenger RNA, 4750 nt
Organism: Bactrocera tryoni
Lineage: Eukaryota; Metazoa; Arthropoda; Insecta; Diptera; Tephritidae
Gene: fz
Product: frizzled
Exons: 5
Coding region: 309-2108 (599 amino acids)
Biological process (GO): canonical Wnt signaling pathway; non-canonical Wnt signaling pathway
Cellular component (GO): plasma membrane
Molecular function (GO): Wnt-protein binding; Wnt receptor activity
Source: RefSeq, a predicted model, not a curated record